AUGCCCAAAGCCCAAGUGACCAAAAGAAAGAACGAUGCCCAGUGGCACCGUCUCAAAAUCGGAAAUGACGAGGAUCAAUCUUACCGAGAUGCCGUGACCCAAGUUCUGAUGGGGAUAAACGACAACCUCAGCGUCGAUGGUCUCAAUCUUCGACUGAGAGAAGCUCGUGAAGAAGUCACCAAUGCCAUUCAUGAGCAGAUUGACAAAAUGCCACAUGAUAUUACGCGUCUACAUCGGCCUACUGCUGUUAAAAAUUUAUAUGAGAUUUUCAAAGAUCAGCGUGCUACAUGGCCAGUGGUUAAACAGAGUCGGCAUGAUGAAGAGAAAUCUGAAGCUGCGGACAAAAGGAACAAUGCCCAGUGGCGUCGCCUCAAAAUCGGAGGUCAUGAAAACCAACUUUACCGAGCUGCCGUGACAAACAUACUGAUGGGUAUAAACGACGAUCUAAGUGUCGACGGUCUGGACCUUGAAUCGAGAGAGGGUCGUGAGGAUGUCAACAAUGCUAUCAACGAGGAGAUAGAGAGAAUGCCACAUGGUAUUCCGGACCUCAAUCGGCGUACUGCUUUGAAGAACUUGUAUGAGAUCUUCAGGGAUCAGCAUACAACAUGGCCGGUGGCUGAGCGGGCACAGUUGCUCCUGGACGGCGAGGAUGAGACUUCCGAGGACGAGGAGGAGGGAGAAGAAGUUUCCUCUUCAGCCUCGUCUGUAGAAAGCUCAGACUCGGACUCGAACUUCGACUACCAAUCCGAACUCGUCCUAUACAACGCCCCAGUAAACAUCAUCAAAGCAGCCAACGGACCCUCCGGCACAAGCUGGAAAGUGAAUCUAUCAACAUUCCUUGAGCGCCCCGAUCUCGCGCGCCAACAAAGCCCGAACCAAAAAUGGAUCAAUGUCCAAUUCGUCCGAUUUCCUUACAUUGAAAAAGCGCUUCAUCAAAUGAACCUGCUCGAUGCACCCGGUAGCAGUCUCUGGUGGAGCUGGCAUGAGCCAGAAGAAAUAGAUCUGGGUUCAACAAAGGGACAGAUUCGGAUCAGUAAUGGUUGGGAUUUGGCUAGGGCUAUUUGGAGAAGUUUUGAAGGGCAUUUUGAGGAUUUUAGGGGUCCUAGACCUGAUGAUUCAGUUGAUGAGCUUCCUCGGGAGCAUGAUCUUCCUUCUUUUACGCUGGUUAUCCGCGAAAACGCUCCCGAUUUUGGAGUUCCGUUGGGAGAUGUCCCUGAGCUUGAGGGGUUGUCGUUUGGUGAUGAUGUAGAUGAGGGUGCUAAUCAUAUUAAAGCUCGUUCGGGCCGGAAGCUUGCGAGUGAAGAGGAUUAUUCGGAUCUUGCGAAGCUGAUUAGUUCUAGUGAGAGGACCACUGCUGAGAAACGUCCUCGGGAUGAUGAGUCUGAUGAAAAUCAGUCUAGUGGGAAGAGAAGGCAGAUGUCGGCGCCUUGGGAACUUUAG
Molecule: messenger RNA, 1440 nt
Organism: Penicillium longicatenatum
Lineage: Eukaryota; Fungi; Ascomycota; Eurotiomycetes; Eurotiales; Aspergillaceae
Exons: 2
Coding region: 1-1440 (479 amino acids)
Source: RefSeq, a predicted model, not a curated record